GCCUGGAGAAUUCCAUGGACUGUAUAGUCCGUGGGGUGGCAGAGUUGGACAUGACUGAGCGACUUUAGCUUUUACUUAAUCUUGGUCAAUACUCAUCCAAGGGUCUUGAAGGGAGUGGGAGUGGGGUAGGGGCUUCCCCGGAACACAGUAGAACAUCAAUAUAAACAAGGCCCUCAAGACUUGAGGAGUCAGGUUUAGUGUCUAAAAUCUGGCCAAAGACCUGGGCCAGCUGCUUUUCCUUGAACCUGGUUUUCACUUUUUUCUUCUUCAUUCCUACUCCCGGUUUUUAGGUUGCUUUCUGCCCUGUUCCGUGGAAUUCUCCCUAAAGGGGUGGAAUGUCUAGUACAGUGACAGUGUAUUAAUAACACAGUAACAGUAACAUUCACAGCCCCGUCAGGGACUCUCCCAGCUGCCCUGGGCCAACCUAGGCCCUCAUCCAAGGGUCCCCAGAGCAUCCUCCGGGCUCUCUCCUCGGUGGUGUGUGGACGUGCAGUCCCGCAGCCCCGGCCUGCCGGGACUGGCUAAAUUGGGACUGUGAUUGCAGCAGGAAUGCAGCGCGAAGGCAUCUGAUCUCGCGCGGCCGCCGGCUCUAAGAGGAGCGCGCCCCCUCGUAGGCUCGCUCUCUCAGCGCCCAGCUCUAAGGUCUGGGAACCCGGGCCUCCCCAGUUCACCCGGUAGGCGCGGAUCCCGGAGAAGGAUCGCGCACAGCCCGCGAGCACACACGCAAAACUCCUUUGGACGCGUCUCCCAGGCCGGAGGACAAGUCGUGCUGCCUAUGCAGCGCUCGACUUUCCCGCCGCUGGAGGGGCGGGGCCUGUGUGACCCCGCCCCCGCCGGAGCCCCGCCUCCGCAGGUUGAUGGCAGCGGCAGCUGGGACUGCAGCGGCGCCCGGCCCCGGGAGUUGCAGGCAGCGGCCGGAGCGCGCAGCCGAACGCCCGGGCCCCAGACGCCGCGGACACCCGGAGAGGCAGUUCCGGCGCCCUGACGCCUCCUUCGGCCUUCAGCGCACCCCCAAGCCCCUCCGCAGAGAAGUCGCAGCGUGAGCGCCCCUCGGCCGGCCCAGGACCAGCUACAGGACUAAGGACCAAAAGCAUUUCUGGGCACUGAGAUCCUCCAUCUCUGCCCCCAGCUAUGAGCCGGCGCGUGGUUCGGCAGAGCAAGUUCCGCCACGUGUUUGGACAGGCGGCAAAGGCUGACCAGGCCUACGAGGACAUCCGUGUGUCCAAGGUCACAUGGGACAGCGCCUUCUGUGCCGUCAACCCCAAAUUCCUGGCCAUUAUUGUGGAGGCUGGGGGUGGAGGUGCCUUCAUCGUCCUGCCUCUGGCCAAGACAGGGCGAGUGGAUAAGAACUACCCACUGGUCACUGGGCACACUGCCCCUGUGCUGGACAUUGACUGGUGCCCGCACAAUGACAACGUCAUUGCCAGUGCCUCAGACGACACCACCAUCAUGGUGUGGCAGAUUCCAGACUAUACCCCUGUGCGCAGCAUCACAGAGCCCAUCAUCACACUGGAGGGCCACUCCAAACGUGUGGGCAUCCUCUCCUGGCACCCCACUGCCCGGAAUGUCCUGCUCAGUGCAGGUGGUGACAAUGUGAUCAUCAUCUGGAACGUGGGCACUGGGGAGGUGCUCCUGAGUCUAGACGACAUGCACCCAGACGUCAUCCACAGCGUGUGCUGGAACACCAACGGGAGCCUGCUAGCCACCACCUGCAAGGACAAGACCCUGCGAAUCAUCGACCCGCGCAAGGGCCAGGUGGUGGCGGAGCGAGCCCGGCCUCACGAGGGCGCCCGCCCGCUGCGGGCGGUCUUCACCACAGACGGGAAGCUGCUCAGCACCGGCUUCAGCAGGAUGAGUGAGCGGCAACUCGCGCUCUGGGACCCGAACAACUUCGAGGAGCCAGUGGCGCUGCAGGAGAUGGACACAAGCAAUGGGGUCCUACUGCCUUUCUACGAUCCCGACUCCAGCAUCGUCUACCUGUGCGGCAAGGGCGACAGCAGCAUUCGGUACUUUGAGAUCACCGAGGAACCUCCCUUCGUGCACUACCUGAACACCUUCAGCAGCAAGGAGCCGCAGAGGGGCAUGGGCUUCAUGCCCAAGCGGGGACUCGAUGUCAGCAAGUGCGAGAUCGCACGGUUCUACAAGUUGCACGAAAGAAAGUGUGAACCCAUCGUCAUGACUGUGCCCCGCAAGUCAGACCUGUUCCAGGACGACCUUUACCCAGAUACGCCGGGCCCCGAGCCGGCCCUAGAAGCAGACGAAUGGCUAUCAGGUCAGGACGCCGACCCCGUGCUCAUCUCGUUGAGGGACGGUUACGUGCCUCCCAAGCACCGCGAGCUCCGGGUCACCAAGCGCAACAUCCUGGACGUGCGCCCGCCCUCCGGCCCUCGCUGCAGCCAGUCAGCCAGCAAUGCCCCCUUGUCGCAGCACACCCUGGAGACGCUGCUGCAGGAGAUCAAGGCCCUGCGCGAGCAGGUGCAGGCCCAGGAGCAGCGCAUCACGUCUUUGGAGAACAUGCUGUGCGAGCUGGUGGACGGCACGGACUAGCGCAGCGCCACCGGGGAAGUCCAAGCCGGGAAGCACAGUGGGGCGGAGCGCCAGCACACCCGAGGGCCCUGGCUUUGGGUCCCGAGCUCCGCACUCCGCCCCUCUAGGCCUGGGCAGGGACUAGGGAGGGAACUCCGCCCUUCGCGGGAGAUCUGGACAAUUGCAGAGACUCGCGUCCGUCUGGCGCCCGCCUGGCGGCGUACCUCGUCCGGGAUUUAGGCAGGAGCUGGCGGGGCCUCAGCAAUGGUGCUGCGCCGCAGGCAGUGUCCCCUUUGUUCCUCGCCCGGGGCAGAGCAAGUGCUUAGUGUUAGCGCAAUGCUUGGAGAUGGUGGGGAGCUUGGGAUUGACCUCAAAGGGGUAGCGAUUCGACGGGUCUCCCCAGACUGGGGAAAAUUACAAUGCUUCUCCCUCUAAUCAGCUCAUUUGACCGCACCAUCCUGAGUGGUCAACUGAACGGGCGUCACCCCAUUUCUACAGACAGACACAAACGUUGGCUGUAGAGCCGGUCCCCCGGGCUACACGCAUGUAGUCCAUGGCAGAGGGCUCCCUUUCUUCUCCCCACCUCCGGGGGAGAGGGCGGCUCCCGCGUGGCACUUCCUCACAAGAACCAACCAGAAAACUGGCAUGAGGAAGCAGGUUCCACCUCCACUACACACACACACCCCUCCCAGCCCUCUGCUGAACACACACACACAUACCUCCCAGCCCUCUGCUGUACAUACACACACACACAGCUCCCAGCCCUCUGCUGUGGCCUUGACUCUAGGAGGAAAACAAGAUGUUCUGAAUGAAACAUUUUACUAAGUGCUCAGUCUCUGCCUCCUGCAUGGGUAGGGAUGUAAGACCCCCAGCCUCUGUAAAUGCCACCGCCAGAAUCCUGGAGGCCCUGACAGAUGAAACCCUCGGCUCAGGACCCACCAGACAUCCUCUUUCUUCAGAGCCCUCCCCACUCUGAAGUUCAGAAGGAACCCUCAGCCCGCAGGUGGGCGGUCUUCCCCAGUAAAGGCAAAUAAGAAAAACCUCGGG
Molecule: messenger RNA, 3573 nt
Organism: Bubalus bubalis (water buffalo)
Lineage: Eukaryota; Metazoa; Chordata; Mammalia; Artiodactyla; Bovidae
Gene: CORO6
Product: coronin 6
Exons: 11
Coding region: 1132-2547 (471 amino acids)
Biological process (GO): actin filament organization; cell migration
Molecular function (GO): actin filament binding
Source: RefSeq, a predicted model, not a curated record